Messenger RNA from Bursaphelenchus okinawaensis, 3578 nucleotides. NCBI's taxonomy places the organism in Eukaryota, Metazoa, Nematoda, Chromadorea, Rhabditida, Aphelenchoididae. The record is from the annotation of a GenBank genome assembly.
AUGAAUAUGAGCGAGGCCAAUAGUAACAUGCAGAAUCAAUAUUAUGAGCAAGAAUUAGCAGAAGAAGAUGUUAAAGUAAGUAUUUUUCACAUUUUUUACAAUGUUAUAUAUGAUUUUAAAAUGUAUAGUAGGAUAGGGCAGGGUAGGGUAGGGUACAAUAGGGUAGGGUAGAAUAGGGUAGGGCAGGGUAUUAAACAACUUUAGAAAUUGCUUUAGCACACCAAAACUCUUAAAACAAGGCUAAAAACCCUCUGGAAAAUUAUCAAGUCUUACCAAAUCAGAAUGGAAAUUGUUAUACUGGCUAUUUCAAUAUGCGAUACUGCUCGAAUUGUCAUCACGCCAACCUUAAUGGACGAAAAAGUACGACGAGUGUACGAAGUGCCAGACGUUGUUGACAAUAGUACUGACUCCAUAAACAAGUUCUUCAAUCAAAAAAUUGUGUUAUGGGAUCAGAAUUACAAUUAUGUCAAUUUACCAUUGACAAUAGCUGCUACCAUCUUUUUUGGUAGGAAUUUUCUUUACAAAAGUAAAAACCGUAUUUUAGGUUCCUUUAGUGACCAAAAUGGGCGCAAAAUCCCAAUGAUAUUCGGCUUAAUCGGCAUGCUAAUGGGUAAUAUGGUCUAUAUUUCUGUUUGGUGGUACAAAACUGACUUUGCUUUACAAUGGCUAUUUUUGGCUGCAGUUUUAAAUGGCAUUACUGGAGGCUUUCGAAUGGUGACAUCUUCUGUCAACGCUUAUUUGAGUGAUCAGUUCGAAAUCAAAACUGUGGUGGGUCUAGAAUAUUUUGAAGUUUUUAAAAUUAUUUUUUGAUCAUAAAAUAGCAAGAACUUUCUUUACAAAGCAAAAAAUGGCAAGAACUUUCUUUACAAAACAGAAAAUGGCAAGAACUUUCUUUACAAAGCAAAAAAUGACAAGAACUUUGUUUACAAGAUGAAUAAUAAUUAGAAUUUUCUUUACAAAACAUACAAUAGCAAGAACUUUCUUUACAAAACAAAGAAUGUAAAAAACUUUCUUUACAAAACAUACAAUGGCAAGAACUUUUCUUACAACCACAUUUUUUCUAAAUUUUGAAAAAUUUUUUAUCUUUAGUACGUUUAACUUAAAAUUUUAAAAUUUUGGCUUUAUAGCUCUCGAUUCGAAUGUUAAUAACCUACACAAUACUAAACGUGGGGGACCUAAUUGGUUCUCAGCUGACAAAACUAAUAACUCAUCAUUUUGACGAACUUUGGGCCGCCUUUUUUAUGCAAAUUGUCAAUAUUCUAAUAUUGGUUUAUGUCAUUUUCGUGGUAAAAGACAUCAAUCGACCUUAUCAUGAAUACGAUUUGGUAAAGAUUGCCAAAGAUGGUGUAUAUUCUCUGUGGUCUUCGAUUAAACUGGUACUGCGGAAACGAAAAGGCAAUUUCAGGCUGUUACUAUGGUUGACAUUUGUUUGUGUACUGAUUAAUCGAAGUGCAUUUAAUGAGGAAAAAGAUUUGAUUGGAGUUUACACCAAGCUUGGGCCGUUUCACUGGACCACUGAAGACUUUGCUGUCUACAAGUCUUAUCGACCGUUUGUUCGUAAGGCUUGAUUUUUAAGGGUGGGGUUGAAUAGGGUUGGGUAGGGUGAAUAAGGCGGAAUAGGGUAGGUUAGUGUAGGGUAGGAAAAUCUAUAAUUUAGUUUUAUAAAAUACGCUUUACCUUCUUUUCAUUACCCACAUACGCUAAAUUUUCUUUGUUUUCCUCCCGGUAUUUUUUGGUCUCUUCUCUCUCCCUCUUUUCUGUUUCGGGAAACCCAGUCAAAACCCAAGUUCUCUUUUUAUAACUUGGAAUUAGGUCUUCUAAGUCUUCGAAGUUUCUACUUCCAAAAAAGGUUGGUAGUUUAUCCAGCUCGCUUUGGCGUGGCUGAAUAUUACAAAUUUUGGAACGCUUGACUAUUAGGUUAAGCUUAUAUUUUCACUAAAAAAUUUUAAAAAAUAUUUUUUUAUUUGGAAAUGAAAAAAAUGCAAAUUAGACACACAAUGUAAUUACUAUGAAGGUUAAACGCAUCUUUUUUAAAAAUUUCACAUCAGGGUAGGAUGGGUAUAACAGAGUAAAGUACGAAAAUCUAAAAUAUAGUUUUAUAAAAUACGAUUUGUAUACUUUUGCUCAUCAACACCACGAUAAAUGUUAUCUUUUUCUCUCCCACUAUGCUUUGGUCUCUAAUCUCUCGCUCUUUCGAGGGACCCAGUCAAAACGCAAGUUUCGCUUUUAUGACUUAGAAUAAGGUCUGUUGAGACUUCGAAGUUUCUACUUCCAAAAAGGUUAGUAGUUUAACCAGCUCACGUUGGUGUGGCUGAAUAUUACAAAUUUUGGAAUGCUUGACCAGAAGGUUGGGCUUAUAUUGUAGGUAAAGAUUAACAAAAAAUUGUUUUUUAUACUUUUUAUUUAUAAACUGGUAUGUGAAAAUGAAAAAUAACCAAAUAGUUAAGGGUAAAAAAGUGUUGCUUUUAGGCUUAACACACGCAAUUUUAUAGAAUUUAAAAAUGUGCUUUAAAGGACUGGGCGUAUUGUAUGAACAUUAAACUAAUUUUAAAAAAUUUUUUUAUAGGGUAUAAAAUACGAUUUGUAUACUUUUGCUCAUCAACACCACGCUAAAUGUUAUCUUUUUCUCUCCCACUAUGCUUUGAUCUCUAAUCUCUCGCCCUUUCGGGGAACCCAGUCAAAACGCAAGUUUCCCUUUUAUGACUUGGAGUAAUAUUCUCUGAGUCUUCGAAGUUUCUACUUCCAAAAAGGUUAGUAGUUUAACCAGCUCGCUUUGGCGUGGCUGAAUAUCAAGAAUUUUGGAACGCUUGACCAGAAGGUUGGGCUUAUAUUUUUAGAAAAAGAAAAAAAAUUGAAUUGUUUAUUUAGAACAGGCAUGGUAUGAUGAUAGGGUACGUUACGGUAAGGUACAAUAAGUUCUAGUGCAACCUUAGUUUUAUGUUUCAGAAAUACUUGGCCUACUAAUUGGACUGUUCGUCUUCAAAAACUGGCUAAAGUUGAAAGAUACCACAGUAAUAAUUCUGGCUACCUUAUCUAUGGGAUUGGAUUCUUUGCUAAUUGGAUUGGCUCAAAGCUCCACAUUGAUCUACAUUUCUCUUGUAGCUGGAAUAUUACAUGCUUUGACAAAUCCGUUGAUUUUUACGCUUUAUAGCUGUUUGGUUAGUCCUAGUGAGGUGUGUUUGUUAUUAUGUUGUAGUAAAAUUGAGGGCAGGACUGGGCGGGUGGCUUCUACUUUUUAUUUUUAUUGUGGGUGGGGGGGGCGUGGGGAAGAAGAAGCUGGGGGUAAAAAACCAAAAAAAAAAUUAACGGGCAGGGUAACUUUUAAAUAAAUUGAAGGGGUGUUAAAAUACGUUUCUUUAAAAAGUCAUUUUCAGACUGGUCGAGUGUUUGCGGUCGAUUCAGUUAUUCAAAACGUGUCAACACUGAUUAAAGUAGUAGUAUUGCAAAACUUAUAUGUGGCAACUAUUAAUUGGUACCAAGGCUUUAUAUGGCUACUGUUAUCAUCCAUGGCUUUAAUUUCUAUGAGUAUUAUGACGGUGAUACAUGUUUUAUAUAAUAGAGAUGUAGACGGUCGAUAA